Molecule: messenger RNA, 1230 nt
Organism: Colletotrichum karsti
Lineage: Eukaryota; Fungi; Ascomycota; Sordariomycetes; Glomerellales; Glomerellaceae
Product: actin filament organization protein app1
Exons: 3
Coding region: 1-1230 (409 amino acids)
Cellular component (GO): actin cortical patch
Molecular function (GO): phosphatidate phosphatase activity
Source: RefSeq, a predicted model, not a curated record
AUGGGUGCUCAAGACGAUUCCAAGAAACCGGCGUCAUACGCAGACGAAAUGCAGAAACAAACCCGCGCAGAGCGUCGCUUCGACGACGUCGAGGCCGAGCUUCCAAACCCCACCGUCCCGACCCUCCAGUCCGCCGCCUUCACCGCCAGCGGUCUGCUGUCGCAUCUCGGCAGCUACAACCCAUGGGGCCGACCCGUGACCGAGGACGACAUCGUCUGGCUGCUCGACAACACCGCCUAUAAGCCCUCGCGCCUGGGCAGCUGGCAGGCCGAGUUCGUUGCGGCCGUCUUCGAGAGAGAGCCCAAAUGCAAGGUCGUCGAUAUCGUGCAGGGCGUCGCGAAAAAGCUGGGCAUUGCGGACGAUUCGGAGGAUUUCAAGACCAUUGAAGAGAGGAUACUGCCGUUCCUGUGGGAUGUCCAGCCGGCUCGUCAUCUUCGGGUGGUGCAACAGAAGAAGGAGCUCAAGCUGGGCCCGUCUGCGUCCAACGGCAUCACCACCGACACGCUGAAGAUCCACGAGCAGCAGCCGGGAACGAUGCUUGCGUCAAGCGCCAUGGUUCCGCAGGGCACGUCGGGGCUGCUCAAGAUGCAGACCUAUUUUGCAGCACCAGAGGGAUGGGCCAUCAUCUCAGAUGUCGACGACACCAUCAAGCUGACACAGACGAGCGACCCGGUCGGCAUUCUCCGCGAGACAUUCGUCAACGAGCCGACACCCAUUGAAGGCAUGCCGGAGCUGUACAGGAGUAUUGCAGCGCUUCUGCCCAAGGAGUCCCCGUGGUUCUACCUCUCCGCGUCUCCGUACAAUCUGUACCCGUUCCUGAAAGAGUUCCGCGACAAGUACUAUCCUCCAGGAACCAUAAUUCUCCGCGACUCGAGCUGGAAGACCCUCGCCGGUCUGCUGUCGGCGCUGACCUUGGCGACUGAGGAGUACAAGGUGCAACGGAUGAAGAAGGUGCACGAAUGGCUUCCAAAGAGGAAGAUGAUUCUCAUCGGCGACUCGACACAAUCCGAUCCCGAGGCGUACGGCGACAUCUACCGCGAAUUCAAGGGCUGGGUCAAGCUCAUCCUCAUCCGCAAGGUGGCCGACAUCGCGGCAGUCGGAAUCUCGGCAAAGAACGAACCAGAGCGCUUUGAGAAGGCAUUCAAGAACAUUCCACGCGACGACUGGUUUGUCUUCGAGAACCCGGUCGACUGCACCAAGAUCAUCCGUGAUGUCGUCGCGCAGGGCUAA